This is a messenger RNA of Saccharomyces paradoxus, 921 nucleotides long. RefSeq names its product Dos2p (gene DOS2). NCBI's taxonomy places the organism in Eukaryota, Fungi, Ascomycota, Saccharomycetes, Saccharomycetales, Saccharomycetaceae. Gene Ontology annotation, cellular component: cytoplasm. The transcript has a single exon. The record is from RefSeq and is a predicted model, not a curated record. Bases 1 to 921 code for a protein of 306 amino acids.
AUGGAAUUUUUUUAUGAAGAACAGGUAGCUUCUAUCGAAGAUGAUAAAACCAGCGACUCUCGUACUAAGGAGGUUGGAUCAACAGAGCAUAAUGAAGACAACGAAUUUCAGAGGCGAGAUGACAAGACAAAUGAGGCCUUCCAGAAGUUAGAAAAGGAAGUCAAUAAGCGAUACGAAAAGACUACAAAUGCAUUUAAAAAAUUAGUCGUCGAGAAAGACGACGGAAUUGAAAUCAACUUGCCAAUUAGCAAUGAAACUACAGAGGCUGCACAAAAGUAUUUGAAGAAGCUAGACGAGAAUAUUCACAAUGUUGAGAGUCUAGCCCAGUCAUAUUGGAGCAAAAUGAAAACUAAAAACUUCUGGUCUGGCUUUAGUGGCGCUGAUAAUACAACGGACGAUGACCACAAUGACGAGGGAGAGAGCUCGAAAGAAAAUGAAAUUGCUGUAGGUGGAAAUAGAACAGAAGCUGAGCUAAGGACAUUAUCUAGGGAUAAAUCGAUUUAUUUGGGCAAUAAGUUGGAUUUGAAACUGGAACCAUUUGAUGUGGACGAAAAAACUGAGGAAAUAUGUCUGAUCUUACAGAACGACAAGGAUAUUUCCAAAUUGAUGAACGACAUCGUGCCCCACCAAAUCAGCUAUAAAAAUUUCUGGAACAUCUAUUUCUUACAAAGAAACAAAAUUCUAGAUAAGGAAAGUAAAAGGAAAGAAAUCCUGUCCAAGAAGGAAAAGGAGACGGAAGAGAAAGAAGUUGAAUGGGACGAUGAAGAUGAAGAUGAAGACGAAGAAGUAGAAGCAGCGGAUGAUAACAAACCUGAAGGGGAGGCGAAAGUUGGUGUGACACAAAAGGAAUUGAAUUACGUUAACGGCCAUGUUGACAUCGCCGACAAGGAUGAGGACGAUGAUGAUGAUGACUGGGAAUAG